This is a messenger RNA of Acanthopagrus latus (yellowfin seabream), 3169 nucleotides long. RefSeq lists its product as uncharacterized. The record is from RefSeq and is a predicted model, not a curated record. Bases 220 to 1062 code for a protein of 280 amino acids. The transcript is spliced from 9 exons. Gene Ontology annotation, cellular component: membrane. NCBI's taxonomy places the organism in Eukaryota, Metazoa, Chordata, Actinopteri, Spariformes, Sparidae.
AAAUGUGAAAGAGGCGGGACACGAGGGAUGCGAGGCAGGAAAAAGAGCACGCAGCAACUUUGAGAAUUUGUAGCGUGUUGGUUUUGACUGGCUGACUGACGAGAGGGACAGCAACAUCCUUCGUUAGCCACAGGGGCCUGCAGACGCGGUGACGCAAUUCGUUUGCUGACCUUACAGACUUGUCAGGUAGACGAAGCAGAACAAACGCCGCUCAUCAUCAUGGCACUGGACGGAUGUGGCCUCUGCUGCAAAUACCUCCUUAUCGCCUUCAACAUUGUCUUUGCGUUGUUGGGGUUUGUCUUCCUGGGCGUCGGAUUGUGGCUGAGGUUCAGCCCUAACACAAGAGGCAUCUUCCAAAUAGAGGAACUCAAUUCAAGUGCAUUUGUCAUGGCUGUGACUGUGCUGAUCGCCCUCGGGGCAGUGAUGCUGAUUGUGGUGUCCUUUGGAGACUACGGCACCUGCAAUCAGAAAAUAUGCGCUCUGCAAGUGUUCUCCGUCCUGCUGUCCAUCCUGGCUUUAGCUGAAGUUGUCCUCGGAGUGCUCGCUUAUGCCAACAGGGAUCAGGUUGGGUAUAGCAUUGCGGAGUUCUACAGUAGCAUGUAUGCUCUGUAUUUAACAAAUGGAGACCCAGUCAUCGGUGUCACUCUCACAUUCAUCCACAACACGCUGCACUGCUGUGGAGUGACAGGUAUCCCAGUGAUUGAGAUGGCUGUAAAGACCUGUCCCAAACCCGAUGGCUUCUUUGAGAAGAUUGUCAUGCCGAACUGUCCAGCAAUCAUCGCAAGUGUCUUUGACUCUAAAGCGGCACUGGUGAUGGGCCUCUUUGUGGGAACUGGAGCUCUUUUGAUCAUGGCUGUGAUUUGCAGCUCAAUCCUCAGUAACAAAUUGCGUCAGUCCUCCUCAUCUCCUCAGUACAUCAUCCUGACUCACUCCACUUCUGUCCUGGCUAACCCUCAACCACCCCAGCAUGAGCUCGUCUCCAGCUCAAACCCCCACCCUGACCAGGACCCGGUCAUUUUCACUCCUCUCACUGUGGCUAACAUCCCUGUGGCUCAGUCUUAGAGCACUAAUGACCGUCUUCACUCUCAUCGUCCUGCUGUUUUCAUUUUAUUCUAUUCUCUUCUCUGCAUGGUGUCUUCACCUACCUUUAUGAUGGAAAAAUCCAGCCUAAAAAAAAGCACAAUUUUAACAUGUCUCCAUCUGUUGGAACUGUAGCGUUUGUAUUUUAUUUUUAAUCCUGCAGGUUAUUAGCCAAAUGCUGAUAUGUCAAGAUUUUCCACACACAGCUACAGCACAGGGAUUUGACAGUAGCCACAUUUAAAUUAAAAAACAAUGGCUGUUAGCUUAUUGAGCUGAUCAUUUAGAAAUUGUUCACAUUAAAAAAAGUCAACAGUCGCCUCACAUUCACUUCCAUUCAGAGUUCAACUUUAAAAUUUGACCAGCAAAGCUGCAGUCGCAACAGGUCAGUCACGUGUGCCUCACAUCCUGCACUGCCCAUAUUCAGCAGGAUUUGUGUAUGUGUGACAGCAACCUCAAGCAACAUAAACUAAACUACCAUUGGCUUUAAAUUGUCCUUUAACUGUCCGACCAGUGAGGAAAGUGGCAUAUAUCAUGUAUAUACAUACAUGUUCAUCUGUGUGUGUUGGGGUGUUUUGCAUUUAAAAAAAAUUAAAAAAUGCACUUGAGUGUACAAAUGCAUGCAGGAUUGGAUUUUUCCUUCAAAUGUACUUGAACAUUGACAUUUUUACCUUUUUUUUAAUUUCCAACAAGCUUCUCUUUUUGUGGCUGUGCAGAUUGGUAGCAUGGGCUUGUAAGUGCACCCUCGCUCUAUCACCCUAACUCAUUCUAAGGAGGUGAUGGGGAGGAAGCAGGCCGUUCCCCACACAGCUCUUUGUCCCAUCCUUUCUCUUUACCCCCUACUUUUCCUUUUGUGUCUGCAUGACAGAUUACUGCCCUGAUCUGCACCAUUAUCCUCAUAACACAACUCAAGAAAGUCCAUCAGGAGUACACUGCGUACUACACAAAUGUGUACUAAGAAGAUGAUGCAGUUUCCAACCCUUACCCUCCUCUGCCUCAUCCACAAAGACCAUCGCUGGACUUCAGGCUCAACCAGCAGAAAAUGUGAACAGAUUCUCUGCAUGUGAACUACUGAUCACAUUAGAUCUGAUCUAGUGUUAAAAUUGCAUUUCUUUUAUCCCAAUGUUACAUUGUGCUAUUUUUUUUUACCUGUUUGAGGGAACAAAAUACCUGCUUGUUCAAUGCUGUUGACAACCAUCAGUAUCUUAUUGUGCCUUUUUUAAUUAUUUUAUAUAUCUCAUGCAGCAACUCCUGGUGGAAUGGGUGUUUCUUAUAAUUAGCCAUUAUUCAUCCAACUAGAAACUGUCACAGCUUGACAGCAUGUGCUUUCUCGCCUGACAGGCCUCUAAAUCAUCAUGGGCAUACGAUAAGUAAUCUGAGGCUGAGAACACAUCCGUCUAAUAAAUGCGCAGAGAAUGGAAGACUUUAAAUCCAACUCCCACAUGUCUGUUACACUUUUGAGUAGUUGGGUUGCACAAUUAUGACAGCAGUUCUUUAACACUGCUGCUGAUUUGUUGUGCUCGUCUGUUGCUGCAUGUGGAAGAGUUAAAAAUUAGCGUUUGUGUUUAAAGAUUUGGCUCUAAAUGCAGAGGGGCCAUUUUUCUUUCAAAUCCACUGAAAUCGUUUCAUAAGCUUCACUAAAAAGAUAGCGUCACUUAAGUUUUUACUAUCAAUUUCUAACUAGUGCAUCUCUAGACUAUUGCAGAAAUUCCAUUUCAUUUAUUUUGUAGACAGUGUGGUCUACAAAAUAAAUGUGUGUGACAAACAUUUUGUGUGUGACAAACAUUUUGCAGACUUUUCUCCAUCUUUAGAAUCUGUUUAACCACAUGUCAAAUUAUUUCAAGCUGUAAAGGGCAACUAUCCUGUGAACACUGGUUGGAAUCAAAGAAAAAACAUUUUCAUUUCUUCAUGUAGCAGUUCCUGCCAAAAGCUCCUGUGACCAAAUAGAAGUAAACUAAGUGUCCUCUUUAGAAAAACACUUCAAUGUCUAGAAAUGCUUGUUUUCUUUUUGUACUUCUAUUGCAUUGCACUAUAUUGUUUUAAAGUUCACAUUUUUUAAAUAAAUAUUCCAGAGGGAUUUUCCCCUCUUCAA